GAUAUAGAAAAGGAUAUUUGUCACACACUUUCUGUUCUCUCUGAUAAGAAGAACCGACUCAUUGUUGCAGAUUCAGAUGUCGGCAAAUGUGAAAUCUCGCCGGGAAAUUAUGAUCUAAGAUUUUUACAGCCAUUUUUUCCGGUGUUUAGGUAAAAUUGAGAUAUGCAAGAUAUACAUCCGAUUGGAGGUGGAGGAGGGCGGUUUUUGGGCGGUGCUGGUGAUCGGAGACUAAGGCCUAAUAACCACCAAAAUCACCAAGCAUUAAAGUGUCCUCGUUGCGAUUCGCUCAACACUAAAUUCUGUUACUAUAACAACUAUAAUCUCUCUCAGCCACGUCACUUCUGCAAGAGUUGCCGGAGGUACUGGACUAAAGGCGGCGUACUCCGUAACGUCCCCGUCGGUGGUGGUUGCCGGAAAAGCAAGCGUUCAAAGCCGAAAUCGACUACUGCCGACGACACACCGGAGGAACCUAAGUCUGAUACUAAUUCUAGUAGUGAGAGUUCCAGUCUUACUGCUACAACAACAGCGGCAGCGGCAGCAACGGCGAAUACCCCCGGCGCCGCAACUACAGAAGAUGUGUCGGCAACUUCUUCCAACUCUGCUUCCACUUAUCUCAACUUUCCAGAUUCCAAUUUCUUCAUACCUCACAGUACUAACCAAACCUUCGAUGAUCAGCCAUUAAUGGAGAACUCAGUCGAAGAUCAGUUUCAGGACAUCGGAAACUUCACAAACAUGAUGACGUCAUCAAAUGAUCCAUUCAACAUGGUUGAUAUCCCGGCUUACCGAUUGCCGGAGAACCAAAACUCAAACGAGCAAUGGAAUACAGAGACGAAGAUGGUAGAAACACUGCCGACAUCCGGUGAGAUGAAGAUGGAACAGAUGAGUACGGAUUUUUUGAAUCAAACAGGUCGGGUUGAUGAGUAUCCCGGGUUACAUCAAAGCAAUAGUGAACUCACUCCACUGAAUUGGCAAACUGGUGGAGAUCAUGGAUUGUAUGAUCUAACAGGUACCGUUGAUCAUCAAUCUUACUGGAGUCAAACACAGUGGGGUGAAAAUGAUAACUCUCUUAAUUUUCUCCCUUGAAGGAACAAAAAAUUUGGAGAGGUUAUAUCUUGUUAACUAUGUUGGUAUGUAUAUUCAUUUAUCCUAUUUUUAAAUUCGGUUCAUGUUUUUAUUUUGGGUGGAGUUAGGGUUUUGAAAUUUGUAAUUUCUAUCAUGCAAAUGUAACUAACCACUCCACGCUAAUUACUUUUUUUUUUGUUUAACUUUCCCGGCGGGAGUAUAUUUAGAUAUUAUUGCAAAUGAAAGUUUUAAGUUAAUCAGGAUACA
Solanum lycopersicum (tomato) is the source of this 1329-nucleotide messenger RNA. Its product is annotated as dof zinc finger protein DOF5.4. The record is from RefSeq and is a predicted model, not a curated record. Gene Ontology annotation, molecular function: DNA-binding transcription factor activity; DNA binding. NCBI's taxonomy places the organism in Eukaryota, Viridiplantae, Streptophyta, Magnoliopsida, Solanales, Solanaceae. Gene Ontology annotation, biological process: regulation of DNA-templated transcription.